GAGGCGCUCCGGCGGGCGGCAGAGGCGGCUCCGGGACCCGUCUCUCGGCCGGGCCCCGCGCGUAUGCGCGCCUGUUGCCAGGGUAGGAAAGAUGCGCCGACUGCGCUUUCCAAGCGACGCUUUCCCGGCUUUCCUGUCCAGGGCGGCACCGCCAUAUUGAGACUCGCGGCGGCUCUGAGGGAGGCACAGAGGCUUGCGGAGGGAAAAGGGGCGAAGUCGCUCCCCUCGGCUUUCCCCCGUCCCUUUUUCCACCUGAAGCUGGGAGACUCGCGAGCCUCGCCCGAAGCCGGCGGGGCUUACUUCCCUCACACGGACGAGGCCUCGCUUUCGACAGGCGGGCGGGAGGCCAACUGUCCCUGAGUUACAUAGACAGAAUGGCAGACCUGGUGGCCAUCUGGGAAGUAGGCCUGAGUGAUGGUGUUCACAAAAUUGAAUUUGAGCAUGGGACCACAUCAGGAAAGCGUGUUGUGUAUGUAGAUGGAAAGGAAAUAAUAAGAAAAGAAUGGAUGUUUAAAUUAGUGGGAAAGGAGACCUUUACAGUUGGAGCAGCUAACACAAAGGCUACUAUUAAUAUUGAUGCAGUCAGUGGAUUUGCAUAUGAAUAUACUCUGGAAAUAGAUGGAAAAAGUCUCAAGAAAUAUCUGGAGAAUCGAUCAAAAACAACAAAUACUUGGGUAUUACACCUAGAUGGUACAGAUUUUAGAGUUGUUUUAGAGAAAGACACAAUGGAUGUCUGGUGCAAUGGUAAAAAAGUGGAGACAGCGGGUGAAUUUGUAGAAGAUGGGACAGAAACACAUUUCAGUAUUGGAAAGCACAACUGUUAUAUCAAAGCUGUCAGCAGCGGGAAGAGAAGGGAAGGAAUUCUCCACAUGCUCAUUGUGGAUGAUGGAGAAAUUCCAGAAGUAUUGGAAUAGCUUUCAGAGACUAAUGCAGAUAAAAGUAUCAGGGAUUUUCAAUUACUGUGGCAUAAUUGACAACUUUAAUGUAUACUUGUUCAUUGAGUCUGUGAUGGAUUUUUUAAGUUAGAGCAUAGAAAAUUCACUAGAGGACCAAAUAAAUAUGUAAAGUUAUGUAUAAUCUAUUAUUUUGUUAUAUAGGGACACUGAAGGGGAACUGACUAAUGUAGAAAUUGUUUACAUGGGACAUUUUAACAAAAUAGUGCAGAAUAAAAGAAUCAGUUUUACAUGUUUUUAAUUCCCUUAAAUUAAUCUUAUUUUUUUUUUAAAAAACUUGAUGUGUAUUGCAUUGAAAGACUAAACAUAUCUUGUUUAGAUUUAUCAUCAGUGAAACUGAUACCAGACAUCUUCAUGCCUAUGAAGUCAACUUUCAGCUCUAUGUACUAGGAUUGCUGUAAGAGCCCCAUAACUACCUUAUGUAGCCAUUUCAUUCUGUGGGCCUGAGGAGAUCUACGUAAUGAGUUUGAUUGAAUUCGUGAUUGAUGAGUGCUUGGGUUCAGAAAUGGGGAAAUCACAAUGUCCUUUAACAACUCUAUAACUGCAUAUAGAAGGUAUGAUACAGUAGAAUCAAGUCUUAUAUUUUCUAAAUCCAUGUAGCUUUAAAUAAUGUAAACAAAACUAUGGAAUAAAUAUUAAUCUAGAUAUUGCCCAAAACACUUCUAUGGCUCUCAGCACAAGAAACAUUGUGUAGAUGAAAAAUGAUAAGUAUAAAUGUAUUAGAGUUUUCUUAAAAGGAUUGUAAAAUAAAAUAAAAUCAAGGGAUGUAACAACA
Molecule: messenger RNA, 1728 nt
Organism: Notechis scutatus (mainland tiger snake)
Lineage: Eukaryota; Metazoa; Chordata; Lepidosauria; Squamata; Elapidae
Gene: FAIM
Product: Fas apoptotic inhibitory molecule
Biological process (GO): negative regulation of extrinsic apoptotic signaling pathway via death domain receptors
Source: RefSeq, a predicted model, not a curated record